CACGUGAUUAUCACGUGUCCCGCCUUCCAAGAUGGCUUCCUCCCUGUUUAUUUGAGAGAACAAAUCGUUCGGCGUCCCGGGGGGUUAUCCGCCGGACCACCCCCCCCCCGUAGAAAAGAUGAUAGGCUCUCCGGACCUGGUGCCUUUUACAAUGGAGGAGGGGUAUGAAGAGCCAUUUCAUGGCGCCUCUGGGCUGCCGGAAGAAUACACGGUGCCUCUGUUUCCCUUUUCCCAAGCCAAUAGCAGUCCCUGGUCCAGGCUGUGUGCUGCCAAAUUCAGCAGGGACUUUAUUCUCAUCUCAGAGUUCUCUGAGCAAGUGGGGCCCCAGCCUCUUCUUACCAUCCCUGAUGAUCAGCGGAUUUGUGGCGAGUUUGACCUGAACUACUUCUCCCUGCGCAUCAUGUCGGUGGACUACCAGGCAUCCUUUGUGGGCCACCCCCCGGGUUCAUCUUACCCGAAGCUGAAUUUCGUCGAGGACUCUAAGGUCGUCUUGGGAGACUCCAAAGAAGGAGCUUUUGCCUAUGUCCAUCACUUGACCCUGUACGACUUGGAGGCGCGAGGCUUCGUCAGGCCCUUUUGCAUGGCCUAUAUCUCCAUGGACGAGGAAAAGAUAAUGAGACAGUUCUUGGAGCUUUCCAGCGACUUCUCAAAAGCGUCCAAGUGCCUGAAAACCGGCAAUAGGAAGGCGUUUGCCAACGAGCUGGAAAAAAAGCUCCGAGACCUUGAUUACACCAGGACCGUUCUACAGAGAGAAAUGGAAGAACAGAUGAAGGCCGACGACAAGGGAUUUUACACGACACAAACCAUCGAUAAAGCCAACGAACUUGCCAGUGUGGAAAAAUCCAUUAUAGAGCAUCAGGAUUUACUGAAGCAGAUCCAGUUAUACCCGUACAGGAAAAUAAAAGAGCCGGAUUUUCAGCCGUAUGAGCCAGAAAGUUUACAAGACUCCGAUGUUCCGAAUGAAUCUGAGCAACCAUUGCCCCCUUCUAACCCAGAAGAAAGCCUGGUGGAAGAGGAGAGCAGUCUUUACCAUCCCAGGUCAUCCUACACUCCUAAAUUCAUAAAGGCAAAAUCCUCAAAAUGUUUUGAUAAGAAAUUAAAAACAUUGGAGGAACUGGUUGAUAUUUAUUUCUUUACUCAAACAAUAGACCUACUGACUAGUAUAGAAAAACGAUACCGGGGUGACUUGAGUUAUCUCCUAAUGAAGCAACUUGAAAAGGGACUUUUAGAGCAACAGACGGUUUCCAAUUUCUUGUUUGAAGAUAUUGCGACUUGGGAUGCAAAGCUGUCCAGCAUGCAUUGUUCCAAUACUUUGGCGCUUGUUCAGGCUUUGCAGAAUCCUACAUUUUUGGAAGAACCGGGAAACCUUAAAAAUUCAGCAAGUCUGGAGUCGUACAAAUCAAGCGUGGAAUCUGUCCCUAUUAAAAUUGAACAGGAAGUAUUUGAAGAAGGAAAUCAUCAAGAGACGGCUGAGCGCGGUGUUUCCGACAUCCCAGAUAACUGUGAAUUUAACGAUGUGGAUUUUAAAGGGAGUGUUAGUAGCAGCGACAGCAUUGAAGUCUUGAGAACAGAGAAGUCAGUUGCGUUGCUCACUCAUUCUGAGAGCCAGCCAUGUUUGCGACUUAGCCCCCAACCGCCCAGGAGGAAGGUAGGUAGCAGAAGAACCAUUAGUGAGGACAGUAUUGAAGUUCUAAGCACGUGUCCCUCUGAAAGUGUAAUUCCUGAGGAUUUUAGACCAGCAUAUCAAAUCGCCAUUCAUGAAGAGGAUCCUGAUGGAGUAGAUGUGGAUGGAGAACAGCCUUGCAAUUCCACCAAUAAUGAGGAGAAUGAGCCUUCUCCAAAUGAUUUAUCAGGCGACCCAGCUUGUUGCAUGGGGGCAGAAACACUUUUAGCGCAGACAGGAAAUGUGACCCCUGUACCUAAUGAUGGGGACAUUAAUAAAGUGGUUAGUGUCCCGCCACAGUCGUACAGAAACAUGGAUCAUGCCUUUCAAGUCAAGUUCUCAGUAGACAGGGCUGAGAACCAUUCUAAUAAAGUGAGUCCCCAUGGCCUCUCUAGUCCUGAAGCAGAGUCAACAUACUUAAUGAGUAGCGGAGAGUCUGUAAGACUAAGCAUUGAGGAGUAUUCGGACUCUACAAGUUAUAGAAGCAGCACGUCGACUUGUUCUGAUAGGACACCCUCCCCGGCCCCAUGUGUCAGUGGCCUCUCUGAACGACAUAGAAGGAAAGCCGGCCAGAAUGCACUAAUGUUCAUUAGACAGUACCCCUUCUCCCACCCUGCCAUAUAUUCUCUUCUCUGUGGAAGGACCCUCAUAGUGCUGGGUGAGGAGGAAGCCUUUGUUAGAAGGCUUGUGACGGCACUAUCAAUUUUUGUGCCCAAUCAUGGACAUGUUGCCAAACCCGUUAACACAUGGAUGACUUCCCCACUGCACAUAAUGGAUUUUCAGAAGUGGAAACUAAUUGGACUUCAAAGAGGGGGUUCUCCGUCCAGUACCAACAUCCUGCACUCCUUGAACCGCUACAGCCGCUACGCCAGCGUGUUGGACGCAGACCAUAAAACACUACGCUGCCCCGUAUAUAAAGGAGCCUUCCUGCAGAGACUGGCUGAUCACCGCACACAGAUCAGGCGGGGCAGUACCUACUACAUGCAUGUGCAAAGUAUGUUGACUCAGCUCAGCGCUAAGGCCUUCCUCUUCACUUUUUGUCACCACGCGCACCUCCCCAUCCGGGAAAAAGAAAGCGAGGAGUCCAUCGCCCAGCGCAGAGCCGCCUUCCUUCGGCAGCUGCUCGGCCUCUCCGAGGAGGACAGCAAGAUAGUGGAAUAUCUCUCAGAGCUUCUCAAGAUGCAUUAUCUGAGGGAAUCAGGGACCCAGCUCCUCCCAGUGCUCAGGUUUGACUAUAUCCCCAACUUUUUAUACAAGAUCUAACCCCCCCGGCAGCCUUCAUUCCUAUGGAGAGAGGCUGCCAUGGACUCGAGAAUGUAACCGUAGCUGAAGGAUGCCGACCUCUGCGCCUCAAACUAGGAAACGUCUUUGGGAAAACCUUCUUAGCGUUCUGUUGGCUUGCUGUCUCUGUUGUGUUCCCGUGUACAUGGAUUUUUGUUUUAUACCAGCCUCCUUAAACCACGAGACUACUGAACAGCUUCUCCCAACCCCCGCAUGUUAUAUAUACAGGAGAAUUUGGUAGUGCUAGGAAGCUGUAUGUAGAAAACCUUAAUUAGGGCAGUGUCAUCGACAGCAAAGUCAUGCCUGGAAAGAUGUGCAAGGGUAACACAUUUGUGUUGUAUGUGCAAAUAUCAGUGUAGAAUACCUACCUACCCACCCUAUACCUUCCUACCUACCUACCCAGCGGUGCAAGUAGCAGCCUACUCCAAUCACAACGGACCUCUCCUAUCUUUAACAUUAAAGUUCCUUAUCUGAUUGCACUGAGCAAUGUAACGAGCAGUAUUUUCAAAAAGUCUCGUGGGUGAUAGGCUUCAAGCAUUAAUGCCCCUAAUAGCUUUACCUCCAGAAUUGAAUUCACUUAUUUGCUGUUGUGCCAAUGAAGUUCUGCUGCUGCUGCUGCUCCUUCACAGUGGGAAUAACCUUAUAGGUCACAAACCCAAGGGUAGUAAUCUAAUACAAAGGGACUGGUGCUACUAGCUGGUUCUGAAUCACUACUACGUGACCCAGUUCUGCCACAGACUGUGAUGGAGGUAAAAUAUGGUUAUUUUUGUAUCUCACAUUACUAGGUUUAAUGUGUUUUUUUCACAUCAAUAACAGAUCCCAAGUUUUCAUAGGACAGACCUAUUGUAGCAUCAGUAGAUCAAUGUAUGGGACUAUAAUAUACAGCAUUGGACUGGCCCACUGGGAGACCAGGAGAUAUCCCGUUUUACAGGUUUGUGGGCACCGGGUUAGGGCGGUCGUUGUUGGGAAAAGGGUCAUUUGUAGCUUUGAACCCCUUGAAAUCCCCUGGUGGGCCUUUGGGUCUCCAGUCCGACACUAUACUGAUACUAUAGCCCCUCUUUCAUGGACCGGGCGAUAUUCACUGUGCUAGUAUUACACGACCCACUGAUCCCUCGUACUUUUCACUGCUUCGUAAUCUAAUUUGCCACUGACUGUGCCGGCUUUGGCCACCUGAUAUUUCUAAUGCUGCUAGGAAGCUCUUCCGUGUGUUUCUUUCCGACUUACCUGAUAAAUCAUAAACGGUUCUAUGUACGGUGCGAUACUAACCGAAAGCCAUAUUACUGCAUUGAUACGUCUGACUUGCACUUACGGGAGGGACUUCACGCUUUAAUCAUGUUAUUUAUCAAGAGAAUUGGUGCAUAGUUUAAUUAUGAGUCGUACAAUUAGCUAUGCAAACUGCCCAUAGUGUGUAUCUGAAAUAUUUUUGAUUUGUUUUAUGGAAUAUCUUUCCUUUCUCAAGAAAUUUGUUUUUGGCAGGCCAAGAACGUCCCUGGGGUGGAAGGGUAAUAUAGUUCUUAAUUAGGUUUAUUCCGUAUUAAUCGGCAAACGCAUCAUGUUGAUUUUGGUGGAAUUUUAAUAGAAUUGCCAAAGCUAGGAGAGCCAUUGUUAGCUAGUUUAGCUAUGAAUUAGUGGAUGGGCUGCCUCGAAUCUGGAAAUGUAUCUACUCUGUCCAUUUCAUUAGAUGUCUGUCCACAUGAUGACUUUAAACUCCUGGUUCCUGAUUGUUCUUGACUGUCCACCUUACUGUCCUGUUGUCUACAUGAUUACGCUACAGCCCUGGUUCCUGAUUGUCCUUGACUGUCCACCUUACUGUCCUGUUGUCUACAUGAUUACGCUACAGCCCUGGUUCCUGAUUGUCCUUGACUGUCCACCUUACUGUCCUGUUGUCUACAUGAUUACGCUACAGCCCUGGUUCCUGAUUGUUCUUGACUGUCCACCUUACUGUCCUGUUGUCUACAUGAUUACGCUACAGCCCUGGUUCCUGAUUGUCCUUGACUGUCCACCUUACUGUCCUGUUGUCUACAUGAUUACGCAACAGCCCUGGUUCCUGAUUGUUCUUGACUGUCCACCUUACUGUCCUGUUGUCUACAUGAUUACGCUACAGCCCUGGUUCCUGAUUGUUCUUGACUGUCUACCUUACUGUCCUGUUGUCUACAUGAUUACGCUACAGCCCUGGUUCCUGAUUGUUCUUGACUGUCCACCUUACUGUCCUGUUGUCUACAUGAUUACGCUACAGCCCUGGUUCCCAAUUGCAUACAUUAAAUUAAGGGGCAAAUAUACUGGCUUGUUUUGAAUAAUACUUUGGGGUUUAUUUAUGAAAAGUUGCUCAGUCUGCUACAUGUUUAGGCUCAUAUAGCAACCAAUCAGCAGGCAGCACCUGUA
Xenopus tropicalis (tropical clawed frog) is the source of this 5326-nucleotide messenger RNA. RefSeq names its product Smith-Magenis syndrome chromosome region, candidate 8 (gene smcr8). The record is from RefSeq and is a predicted model, not a curated record. Gene Ontology annotation, cellular component: cytoplasm. Bases 119 to 2926 code for a protein of 935 amino acids. The transcript is spliced from 2 exons. Gene Ontology annotation, molecular function: GTPase activator activity. NCBI's taxonomy places the organism in Eukaryota, Metazoa, Chordata, Amphibia, Anura, Pipidae.